AUGGCUAUCGUCUUGAACAAAAGGAACAUUAGGGUCGUUGGGAUUACCGCUGCUUUGCUAUGUCUGGUUUUCUUUAUUAUUCAAAGUGCGAACAACUCCGCAUUUACCACCGAAUCACCCUCAAAGCAGUCCAAUAAACCUGCAUUAAAUUCUCUGGUUGGGGCCCAUGGUGACGAUUUAAAUAUUCCAGCUACUCAUAAUGUCCUUCAAGAUAACGUGGAAUCUGCACCCACCGUAGAGACAGAGAGUGAAUCCAACAACAACAUGGAAUUGGACGAAUCAGCAGACUCCGCACAAGAGAAAGAUGCUUCUACAACUGCCCCUGAUUUUGACGUGGCCAAGGAAUACGCAGCUAUUUUGGCAAAGGGUCCAAUGGUCAUUUUUAGUAAAAGUACUUGUCCAUAUAGUAGUAAAUUGAAGAAACUAUUACGCACCAAUUUCCAAUUUUCUCCUGAACCAGUUAUUGUUGAGCUAGAUAAGCACGAACAUGGGGAUGUACUACAGGGAUAUAUUAAGGAAGAAACUGGAAGGGGUACCGUUCCUAACUUAAUUGUUGGUGGACUAAGCAGAGGUGGUUCUGACGAUAUUCAAAAACUUUUCGAUGAGGGGACCCUAUUGAAAGAGCUCAAGACUUGGGGCUUUGGAGAUCUUGAAGUUACUCAAACUACACCAGAUGCUGUAGAUGCUUGA
Naumovozyma castellii is the source of this 690-nucleotide messenger RNA. RefSeq names its product glutathione-disulfide reductase GRX7 (gene GRX7). Lineage: Eukaryota; Fungi; Ascomycota; Saccharomycetes; Saccharomycetales; Saccharomycetaceae. The transcript has a single exon. Bases 1 to 690 code for a protein of 229 amino acids. The record is from RefSeq and is a predicted model, not a curated record.